UCCUGCCUGGAAAGUUUGGGGUUGGGCGCCAUGGCCAAGAGCAGCUCCCUGAAUGUCCGCGUGGUGGAGGGCCGCGCGCUGCCCGCCAAGGACGUGUCUGGGAGCAGUGAUCCUUACUGCAUUGUAAAGGUGGAUGACGAGGUGGUGGCCAGGACAGCGACUGUCUGGCGGAGUCUGAGUCCCUUCUGGGGUGAGGAGUACACGGUGCACCUGCCCCUGGACUUCCACCACCUGGCCUUCUACGUGCUGGACGAGGACACCGUUGGGCAUGAUGACAUCAUUGGCAAGAUCUUUCUGAGCAGGGAAGCGAUUGCUGCUGACCCACGAGGGAUCGACCGCUGGAUCAACCUGAGCCGUGUGGACCCAGAUGCAGAGGUGCAGGGUGAGAUACGACUGGCAGUGCAGAUGCUGGAGAAUGGGAGGGGCCGCUGCCUCCGCUGCCAUGUGCUGCAAGCCAGGGACCUGGCUCCCCGUGACAUCUCGGGCACGUCUGACCCAUUUGCACGUGUGUUUUGGGGCAGCCAGACCAUGGAGACCACUACAAUUAAGAAGACCCGCUUUCCACACUGGGAUGAGGUGCUGGAGCUGCUCGAACUGCCAGGAACACCGUCCUCCCUGAGGGUGGAGCUGUGGGACUGGGACAUGGUGGGCAAGAAUGACUUUUUGGGCAUGGUGGAAUUCCCUCCAGAGGUCCUGCAGCAGAACCCACCCAAUGGCUGGUUCCGCCUCCUGCCCUUUCCCAGAGCUGAGGAGGAUGCUGGGGGGAGCCUGGGGGCUCUGCGGCUGAAGGUGCGCCUGACCGAGGACCGAGUCCUGCCUUCCUCCUACUAUCAGCCGCUUCUAGAGCUGCUCAUGGAGUCUGCGAUGGGGCCAGCAGAGGAGGAUAUUGCUAGCCCCCUGGCUGUGCUGGAGGAACUGACCUCAGGGGACUGCCGCCAGGACCUCGCCACCAAGCUAGUGAAACUCUUCCUCGGCCGGGGCCUGGCUGGGCCCUUCUUGGACUAUCUCACCCGGCGAGAGCUGGCCCGGACGGCCGACCCCAACACUCUCUUCCGUUCUAACUCGCUGGCAUCCAAAUCAAUGGAACAGUUUAUGAAGCUCGUGGGCAUGCCCUACCUGCACGAAGUCCUGAAGCCAGUGGUCAACCGCAUCUUUGAGGAGAAGAAGUACAUGGAGCUGGACCCAUGCAAGAUAGAGCUGGGCCGGACCCGGCGAAUCUCCUUCAAAGCCUCUGCCUCAGAGGAGCAUGUGCGAGAGACCAGCCUGGGGCUGCUGACAGGCUACCUGGGACCCAUCAUGGAUGCCAUUGUGGGCUCUGUGGGGCGCUGCCCACCCACCAUGCGCCUGGCUUUCAAGCAGUUGCACCAGCGUGUCGAGGAACGCUUCCCUCAGGCGGAGCAUGAGGUGGGCACAGUGGGCCAGGAUGUGAAGUACCUGGCCAUUAGCGGCUUCCUCUUCCUACGCUUCUUUGCACCUGCCAUUCUCACUCCGAAGCUAUUUGACCUCCGGGAUCAGCACGCAGACCCCCAGACCAGCCGCUCGCUGCUGCUAAUUGCCAAGGCUGUGCAGAGCAUUGGUAACCUGGGCCAGCAGUUGGGCCAGGGCAAGGAGCUGUGGAUGACACCCCUACAUCCCUUCCUGCUGCAGAGUAUCUCACGCGUGAGAGACUUCCUGGACCGGCUGGUGGACGUGGAAGGGGAGGGGGAGGCUGGGGGCCUGGCCAGGGCCCUAGUCCCGCCCUCGGUGACCGUUCGAGAAGGCUACCUGCUGAAGCGCAAGGAGGAACCCACCAGCCUGGCUACACGCUUUGCCUUCAAGAAGCGCUACUUCUGGCUUAGCGGGGAGACCCUGUCAUACUCCAAGAAUCCUGAGUGGCAGAUGUGCUCCUCCAUCCCAGUGUCACACAUCCGCGCUGUGGAGCGCGUGGAUGAGAGCGCUUUCCAGCUGCCCCACGUGAUGCAGGUGCUGACCGAAGACGGCGCCGGGGCACUGCACACUGUCUACCUCCAGUGUAAGAAUGUGAACGAUCUGAACCAAUGGCUGUCGGCCCUGCGCAAGGCCAGCGCACCCAACCCGAACAAACUGGCCGCCUGCCACCCUGGUGCUUUCCGCAGCGCACGCUGGACCUGCUGCCUCCAGGGCAAGCGGUCAGCCGCUGGCUGCAGUCGCACCCACUCGGCCGUCACCCUGGGGGACUGGAGUGACCCUCUGGAUCCUGAUGCGGAGACCCAGAUGGUAUACCGGCAGCUGCUUCUGGGGCGGGACCAGCUCAGGAUGAAAUUCCUGGAGGACACAACUUGGGAGGCAGAUACAGAGAAGGGCCUCAUGGAAGGGGACUGUCCUAAUGCCCUAGCCUGGCAAAGAACGGCUGCUGUCCGCUUGCUGGACGUGCUGGAAGAACUGGACCGAGUCCAUGAGGAGUUCCAGCGGCAGGAACAGGAUCAUGCUUCCUCUAGGCCCCUUGGACCUUGA
Messenger RNA from Chrysochloris asiatica (Cape golden mole), 2472 nucleotides. It is a transcript of the gene RASAL1, whose product is annotated as RAS protein activator like 1 (GAP1 like). Lineage: Eukaryota; Metazoa; Chordata; Mammalia; Afrosoricida; Chrysochloridae. Gene Ontology annotation, biological process: regulation of GTPase activity; cellular response to calcium ion; intracellular signal transduction. The coding region runs from base 31 to 2472 and encodes 813 amino acids. The record is from RefSeq and is a predicted model, not a curated record. The transcript has 21 exons. Gene Ontology annotation, molecular function: GTPase activator activity.